CACCUGAACCCAGUCCACUGCACGCACUGCACGGCAUUGCAUUCCUCACCAGUCUUUGUUCGGCCUUGCUAACAGCUGCUCCCCCAACCUCGCCCGCUCUCUAUCGUGACUACCUACCUAUCUCAGGCAUCGACCUCACCGCUGUAUACUGCACUCCCUCAUAUCAAUUUCUCAUACUCUUGUCGCCGUAAAAUCACAGACGAUGGUGGCUUGCUAGAGGGGUUGAUCCAUGUGUGUCGGGCACUGCAUUUGCUGCUGCCGUUUCUGAGAAUGCCGAAUACUUCCACAUUCACUACUCAUCUGCUCGGGGUAUAGCACUUCUUGCAAUCACGCAUUCGACCUGCUGCUGGCAUAACAUCCACUCUCCAAACAUACCUUACUGUCCGGCAAUGGACGCCCAGAUCGAGAAUGCGAUCGAGAUCGCCUGGGACCCUACCUCGGACCAGGCGCUCAAAGGCCAGGCCUUCGACUUUCUGAACCAAAUUCGCACCGAUUCCCAGGCCUGGCAGGUCUGCACCUCCCUCUUUACCCGAACUCCCCGAACAUCCCCCGUUGUACGACUGGUCUGCCUCGAAAUAGUCAACAAUGCCGUUCACUCGGGGGUUCUCGACGGCGGGGGCCUCGGUUUCCUCAAGCAAUCCCUGCUCGAAUACGUUGGGCGAAUCUACAGCGGCGACGCCCAAGAUCAGGUCGACCCGGCACAUCUUCAAAAUAAACUCACACAAACCCUCACUUAUCUAUUCGUCGCUCUGUACAAGGAGGGCUGGGAGAGCUUUAUCGACGACUUCCUGGCCCUCGCCCAAAAAGAAAACAAUCUCCCCGGGGUAGUCAUGUACCUGCGUAUACUGGGCUCGAUUCAUGACGAGAUCGCCGAUCUUAUGCUAAGCCGGCCAGAUAACGAGGCUAGGCGUAACAACGACCUCAAAGAUCUGAUCCGCGAGCGGGACAUGCGGAAGAUUGCUCAGUCCUGGCAGGAUCUGCUAGCCCGGUACAGCCAUCAGAAUGACGCCGUGGUUGAGACCACGCUCAAGGUUAUUGGCAAGUGGGUGAGCUGGAUUGACAUCCACCUGGUCAUCAACCAGGAGAUGAUCAACCUGGUGUUGCCACUGGUCGGCAGGACGCAUGCGGCCGGGAGCGAGGACAAAGUCAGGGACGCGGCCGUCGACACCUUCACCGAGAUUGUGGCCAAGAAAAUGAAGCCCAGCGACAAGGCUGAGAUGAUUACGUUUCUGAACCUCCGUGAGAUUGUCACGCAGCUUCUGGCGAGUCCGCCUCUCCACGAAUGGAAGGGGACGCCGCGAUACGAUACCGACCUUGCCGAAGCCGUGGCCAAGCUGGUCAACACUCUCAUGGCUGAUGUGGUCCGCGUCCUGGAAGAUGGCAAGGUCGACAACGACACGAGGGGGAAGGCAGAACAGCUACUCCGCGAUUUCCUGCCGUCCCUCCUGCGCCUUUUCUCGGACGAGUACGACGAAGUCUGCUCGACCGUCAUCCCCUCACUCACCGACCUCCUAACCUUCCUCCGCAAGGUUGGACAGCUGCCGCCCACGUACUCCGAAAUGCUCCCACCGAUCUUGAACGCCAUCGUCUUGAAGAUGAGAUAUGAUGAGACGUCCAACUGGGGCAACGAGGACGAACAGACGGACGAGGCCGAGUUCCAGGAGCUGCGCAAAAAGCUUCAGAUCCUUCAAAAGAGUGUGGCGUCCGUCGACGAGAAUCUUUGCAUAGAAUUUUUGAGCAAUCUGGUGGCGAACAUGUUUUCUACUCUUGAACAGCAGGGAUCACAGAUGGACUGGAGGGACUUGGACCUGGCCCUACACGAGAUCUACCUCUUUGGCGAGCUGGCGCUGCCCAACGCGGGGCUGGCUCAAAAGAGCCAGCCGAACCCGCUCGCUGCCGAACGACUGGCCGUCAUGAUGGGCAAGAUGGUCGAGUCAGGCAUCGCCAACUAUCACCACCCCGCAAUCCUUCUCCAGUACAUGGAAAUCUGCACCCGGUAUUACAAUUUCUUCGAGGACCAGCAGCGCUAUAUCCCGCAGGUGCUCGAGAACUUUGUCCGUUUGGUGCACCACGACCACGUCCGGAUCCGCACGAGGUCCUGGUACCUCUUCCACCGGUUUGUAAAAACGUUGAGGGCGCAGGUCGGCAACGUGGCCAAGACAGUGAUAGAAUCCAUCAGCGACCUUUUGCCGAUCAAGGCUGAAGUCCCCGGCAACGAUGCUGACGAUGAUAUGUCUUCGGAUGAGUCUGACCACUCGGCCGAUGCCGUGUUCAACAGCCAGCUCUACCUGUAUGAAGCGAUCGGCUGCAUUUCCUCGACAUCUGCCACGCCCCCCGCCGAUCAGGGAUUGUACGCGCGGUCGGUCAUGGAACCGCUCUUCUCUGACAUGAGCGUGCACAUGGACCGUGCAAAAGCUGGAGAUCCGCAGGCCGUCCUACAGGUGCACCACAUCAUCAUGGCCCUGGGGACACUCGCCAACGGCUUUGCCGACACCCAUACCGCCCAGCCAGCCAAGCGGCCACAGCCCCACGAGGCUGUUUCUAAUGAGUUUUCGAGGGCCGCUGAAGCGAUUCUCAUCGCGCUCAACCAGCUCAACGCUAGCGACGACGUCCGCGCGGCGUGCCGGUCGGCCUUCUCGCGUCUCCUCGGCGUGCUUGGCUCUGCGGUGCUGCCGCAGUUGCCCCAGUGGAUCGAAGGGCUGUUGUCACGCAGCUCCAGCAAGGACGAGAUGGCUAUGUUCCUCCGUCUCCUGGAGCAGGUUGUGUACAACUUCAAGACCGAGAUCUACAACAUUCUCGACGUCCUUCUGACCCCGCUGCUCCAGCGAGUCUUCAGCGGCCUGUCAGAGCCCAUUAACGGGACAGACGACGAGAUACAGUUGCAGGAACUUCGGCGCGAAUACGUCUCGUUCGUCCAGGUCAUCCUCUCCAACGAGCUUGGCGGCGUCCUAGUCAGCGCGUCCAACCAGGCCACCUUUGAGUCCCUCAUCUCUUCUAUCAUCAACAUCGCAAAGACCCUGACCCACGGCAAUCUCGUCCCCAGCCGUAUCGCCUUCGGCGUCCUCAGCCGCAUGGCCUCACAGUGGGGCGGGCCGGACGUUGCCACCAUCGGCGAGAACCCAGUCACCACGGGGGCACCGACACCAGCCAUCCCAGGGUUCGACCAGUUCAUGAUCGAGCACUUCCACGGCCUGUGCUGGACGGUGCUUCAGGAUGGCGGGUUCAGACCAAACACGGACGCGCAGUCGCGCCAGAUCCUGAACGAGAUCGCCGGGAUACAGCAGGUCAUCUAUUCCAAGACGGGCGAGGCGUUCGUGAACCACCUACAAAACGUCACGUUCCCGCAAUUGGGGAUCGACGGGACCGAGUACCUGCGGGUGCUGACCACGUCGCGGGAGAAGAAGCCGGUCGCGACGUGGUUGCUGGGGUUGUUGAAGGGGAGGAGGUAGUUGCGAGGGUUAAGUAGAUACCUGCUUGUGCCCUGCCAUGCUUUGAUUAGUGGCUGGGGUGGGCAACGGGGGACGAAUGUAUUCUGUGGUUGAUUGAUAGCUGCCGAGCUUUUGAUUCUGGCGUGUAUGUACUGUCCUUUAGCAGCAUUGCCAGUCAACAACUGCGAUGCCCGGUAUAGAUGAAUAAAGUUUGGUACUUAGA
Molecule: messenger RNA, 3651 nt
Organism: Chaetomium fimeti
Lineage: Eukaryota; Fungi; Ascomycota; Sordariomycetes; Sordariales; Chaetomiaceae
Product: Exportin-T
Exons: 3
Coding region: 390-3449 (1019 amino acids)
Biological process (GO): tRNA re-export from nucleus
Cellular component (GO): cytoplasm; nuclear pore; nuclear matrix
Molecular function (GO): small GTPase binding; tRNA binding
Source: RefSeq, a predicted model, not a curated record